GGGGACGCGUGGGUGUGGCUCGGGGGCGCUUGCCUCCCCCACCCAGCGUGCCCCGGGCCGCGAGCGUUUCCAGUCGGGUCACUUCUGGGGGACGAGAAAAGAACUGCCUGAACGGUCAGGACACUUUUUCCCGCUCCGGUUUUCCCGGGAGCGGACAGGGGCAGUGAGGUCGGAGCGGAUCCGAGGGUCCCUGCCUGGUCCCGCGGGGCGGCCAGCCUCCCGCCCUGAACCGAGGGGACAGGAAGCAGGUCGGGGGCUCAGGGACGCGCAGACAUCGGCGGCCUCCUCCCUCCAGGCUGGCGGUCCCCGAGCCCUGGCGCCUCCUUAAAGCCGUGGCUCCGCCCCGCCCGCCCGUCCGCAGUCCCUCCCAACCGCCGGGUCCUCGCCGCCUCGGCUGAGUGGGGUAGAGCCUCGAGCCUGCGAGGAACGCGCCGCCCGCCAGCUCCCUGUGCCCCGUCCGGAGUCCCCGCGUCCCCGUGUCCUGCAGUCCGCCGCCAUGGCCAGCGAGGAGCUGGCGCGCAAGCUGGAGCGCCGAUUGAGGCGCGAGGAGGCCGAGGACGGCAGCCCCCUGCCAGCUCCCCUCGGCGCCCCAGCCCCGGAGCCCCCUGCCCGCCCACCCACGGCCAGCGCCGACGCGGAGCUGAGCGCCCAGCUGAGCCGGCGGCUGGACAUCAACGAGGGCGCCGCGCGGCCCCGGCGCUGCAGGGUCUUCAACCCCUACACGGAGUUCCCGGAGUUCAGCCGCCGCCUCAUCAAGGACCUGGAGAGCAUGUUCAAACUGUAUGACGCUGGGCAGGAUGGCUUCAUCGACCUGAUGGAGCUGAAGCUGAUGAUGGAAAAGCUGGGGGCCCCCCAGACCCACCUGGGCCUGAAGAGCAUGAUCAAGGAGGUGGAUGAGGACAUCGAUGGCAAGCUCAGCUUCCGGGAGUUUCUGCUCAUUUUCCACAAGGCCGCGGCCGGGGAGCUGCAGGAGGACAGCGGGCUGAUGGCGCUGGCAAAGCUCUCUGAGAUUGAUGUGGCCCUGGAGGGCGUCAAAGGUGCCAAGAACUUCUUUGAAGCCAAGGUCCAAGCCUUGUCAUCAGGCAGUAAGUUUGAAGCAGAGUUGAAAGCUGAGCAAGAUGAGCGGAAGCGGGAGGAGGAGGAGAGGCGGCUCCGCCAGGCAGCCUUCCAGGAACUCAAGGCCAACUUCAGUACAUAGUCCGGCCAACCUUGCUCUCUGCCCACAGCUGUGCCUCACAGAUCCCCCAGGAAGAGAUGGCUGGGCGUCUUCAUCACUGCUGCCAGUCCCCUCCCUGAGCCAGCGUCUCCACCUCCACCCUGUGCCAGCUCCCAUGCCAGCCUUCAUUCCUCGCAUUGCCCAACCCCCUCCGGGGGAGUCCUGGCAUGGGCCGGAUACCUCCCCACCUCUGUCUCCUGCCUCUGCUCCUCCGCCCUACCUGUAGCCAGAACUUGCAUCUUCUCAGCAAACUUCACUUUGCCCUAUCCCUUUACCAUUCCCCGUCAAAGAAGAGUCUGCUAUGUUAAUUUGUACAGACAUGUCUGCCUUUUGGGGUCAUCUGAGGAAACGCCCAUUUUCUCAGUUAAUUCUCUGCACUCCUCUCUGCUUCCUGCCCAGCUUCCCUGUUCCCGUCUUUGGUAGGAUUCUGUCAGUUGUUUUCUUAUCUUCUGUACCUGGGUAAUUGUGGGUCUUCAUUGAGGAACAGCAUGCCACCACAGUGACACACAGUAGAGAAAGGACAGAGGUCUGUUCCUGCCUGCCACCCUUCUGGCCCCUUAGCAUUUCCCCAGUCCCUCCCUCCUCUUCCUGCUCCAUUUAUGUCUUUCCAGCUCAGCCUUUUCCCACUCUUCAGCACUGUACCACUUCACUGUAAGAAUGAAAGAAUAGUUAGGAUACCAGCGAGUAAAAGGGUUCCUAUUCACUCUGACUCUAUGCAAAUUAUAUUACAAUGGACACCUGAUAUUCCCAAGUGACAGAUCCAGGGCCUUUCAAAAAUCCCCAGAGUCAUCGCCAUACUCACCAUUAGCCAGUUUCUAACAAUGCUGUUCCACGGUAUUCCGCUGUAGAUGUUCUUAUCCCCACACUUGUGAGUUCUUGGGGGUUGCUCACAAAUACUAGGGGUUUUUAUUGUAUUUUUAACAAAUAUGUUCUAAUGUCAUAUUUAUUCUCUUUUGUAACUGCUGUCUUUACAAUAAAGGAAUCAUCUGCCUUUCUAUCUUA
Messenger RNA from Saimiri boliviensis boliviensis (Bolivian squirrel monkey), 2218 nucleotides. It is a transcript of the gene EFHD1, whose product is annotated as EF-hand domain family member D1. Gene Ontology annotation, molecular function: calcium ion sensor activity; calcium ion binding. Lineage: Eukaryota; Metazoa; Chordata; Mammalia; Primates; Cebidae. Gene Ontology annotation, cellular component: mitochondrial inner membrane. The record is from RefSeq and is a predicted model, not a curated record.